AUGGCCGCUGCGACUGCCACAGCUGCCGCUGCCAUCGGCUCUCCUUUCUCCAAGUGUAACAUAAAAUCAAAGCCAUGGUCUUCUGAUCCUAUAUUUCUUAGAUUAACAUCUACAGUGCUAAGGGUAUCGGCUUCGGUGGCGCAAGAAGAAGCGGCAGUAUCGGCGACAGAGGAGGAAACCCUCGAGCAAGAGGAGGAACCGGUGGUCAAGGAAGAAGUGCAAGAAGUCUCCGGUGACGGAGGAGAUCAACCCGAGGCAAUCAGUUCUGUACAUACCAAGCUUUACUUCGGGAAUUUGCCGUAUCUCUGCGAUAGUGCUCAGCUCGCCGGAAUAAUUCAAGAUUAUGCUAGUCCAGAGCUUGUUGAGGUACUCUACGAUAGGGACACUGGUAAAAGCAGAGGCUUUGCGUUUGUGACAAUGAGUAGCAUCGAAGAUUGUAAAGCUGUCAUUGAAAACCUCGAUGGAAGAGAAUAUGGUGGAAGAACAUUAAGGGUGAAUUUUUCUGAUAAACCAAAGCCGAAAGAACCAUUGUACCCAGAAACAGAGUACAAAUUAUUCGUUGGAAAUCUUUCAUGGUCUGUUACCUCCGAGAGUCUAACAGAAAAAUUUAGCGAACAUGGCAAUGUGGUUGGAGCAAGGGUUCUAUAUGAUGGUGAAACUGGAAGGUCUCGUGGUUAUGGCUUUGUGAGUUACUCCACGAAAUCAGAAAUGGAGUCAGCCCUUCAGGCUCUUAAUGGAGUGGAGCUAGAAGGGCGAUCAGUGAGAGUUAGCUUGGCACAGGGAAAAAAGCAGUAAGAGUAGCCAAAAUUCAAGAUUUCAAGAUUUCAAGUUCAAGCACAUAAGGCAUACUUGUAGCAAAAUGUAUGGAGUCCCUUUGUAGAAAGAAAGAAAUUAAUCAGAAACCAUAUUGGCAUUUAGCAAUGGGAUAACAGUUUGCUUAGGUUACAAUCAUUAUAUUUCUUGUGUCAAGUUUUCUACUUUUGUUGUUGGUUUUCUUAUGAUGCUCUCACAUGUUGCUUGAUGUGGGCCAGGGGU
Lactuca virosa is the source of this 1035-nucleotide messenger RNA. The record is from the annotation of a GenBank genome assembly. Lineage: Eukaryota; Viridiplantae; Streptophyta; Magnoliopsida; Asterales; Asteraceae.